GGCGCGGGAGUCAAGUCCCCAGAAAACUAUAUAGCCCGGCAUGCAACGGGGUCAACUUUCUCUCGAACACUACGUUUCCCAGAGGGCAGCCGGCGCCGCAAUGUUUCCUGGGAUGGGACCACGCCGCUUCCCAGCGACAGUGCAGGGAGCGAAGCGCGGACCUUUCAACCAGAGCUUUAUCAAUUCUCACGCUAGGACCGUGGAAGGCGAUGGAGGUGGCAGCAAACUGCUCCCUGCGGGUGAAGAGACCUCUGCUGGAUCCCCGUUUCGAGGGUUACAAGCUCUCUCUCGAGCCGCUGCCUUGUUACCAGCUGGAACUUGACACAGCUGUGGCAGAAGUAAAACUUCGAGAUGAUCAGUAUACACUGGAACACAUGCAUGCUUUUGGAAUGUAUAAUUACCUGCACUGCGAUUCAUGGUAUCAAGACAGUGUCUACUACAUUGAUAACCUUGGAAGAAUUAUGAACUUAACAGUGAUGCUGGACAGUGCCUUAGGAAAACCACGAGAGGUGUUCCGACUUCCCACAGACCUGACAGCCUGUGACAACCGCCUCUGUGCAUCUGUCCAUUUCUCAUCUUCUACCUGGGUGACCUUGUCAGAUGGAACUGGAAGAUUGUAUGUCAUUGGAACAGGUGAACGUGGAAAUAGUACUUCUGAAAAAUGGGAGAUUAUGUUUAAUGAAGAGCUUGGGAGUCCUUUUAUCAUAAUUCAUAGUAUUUCAUUGUUGAAAGCUGAAGAACAUUCAAUAGCUACCUUACUUCUUCGAAUAGAGAAAGAGGAAUUGGAUAUGAAAGGAAGUGGUUUUUAUGUUUCCUUGGAGUGGGUCACUAUCAGUAAGAAAAAUAAAGAUCAAAAAUAUGAAAUUAUUAAGCGGGAUAUUCUCCAUGGGAAGUCAGUACCACAUUAUGCUGCUAUUGAGCCUGAUGGAAGUGGUUUAAUGAUUGUCUCCUAUAAGGCUUUCAAAUUUGUUCAGGUUGGUCAAACUCUUGAAGAAAAUAUGGAUGAAGACAUAUCAGAGAAAAUCAAAGUAGAGCCUCUGUAUUACUGGCAGCAGACUGAAGAUGACUUGACAGUAACAAUACAGCUUCCAGAAAACAGUACUAAGGAGGACAUUCAAGUGCAGUUUUUGCCUGAUCACAUCAACAUUGUGGUGAGGGAUCACCAAAUUUUAGAAGGAACGCUCUAUUCACCUAUUGAUCACGAAAGCAGUACAUGGAUAAUUAAAGAGAAUGAUAGCUUGGAGAUUUCCUUGAUGAAGAAGAAUGAAGGACUCACAUGGCCAGAGCUAGUAGUUGGUGAUAAACAAGGGGAACUGAUAAGAGACUCAGCCCAGUGUGCUGCAAUAGCUGAACGUUUGAUGCAUUUGACCUCUGAAGAACUGAAUCCAAAUCCAGAUAAAGAAAAACCUCCUUGUAAUGCCCAAGAGUUAGAAGAAUGUGACAUUUUCUUUGAAGAGAGCUCCAGUUUAUGCAGAUUUGAUGCCAGUACAUUAAAAACUACUCAUGUGGUGAAUCUUGGAAGCAACCAGUAUCUUUUCUCUGUCAUACUGGAUCCUAAAGAAAUGCCCUGCUUCUGUUUGCGCCAUGAUGUCGACGCCCUACUCUGGCAGCCACACUCCAGCAAACAAGAGGAUAUGUGGGAGCACAUUGCGACUUUCAAUGCUUUAGGCUAUGUCCAAGCAUCAAAGAGAGACAAAAAAUUUUUUGCCUGUGCUCCAAAUUACUCCUAUGCUGCCCUUUGUGAGUGCCUUCGUCGAGUAUUUAUCUAUCGUCAACCUGUUCCUAUGUCGACUGUACUUUACAACAGAAAGGAAGGCAGGCAAGUAGGGCAGGUUGCUAAGCAGCAGGUAGCAAGCCUAGAAACCAAUGAUCCUAUUUUAGGCUUUCAGGCAACUAAUGAGAGAUUAUUUGUUCUCACUACCAAAAACCUCUUUCUAAUAAAAGUAAAUACAGAGAAUUAAUUAUUACGACAAAUUGGCUUCUCCUUGGUGGAAAAGUAUUCCGUGGUAGCUGGAGGUCUGGUUAGUUAUAUUGUAAUCUAUUAAUGUGUUAAGUAAAAAAUACCUUAUAUCAAUAAAGUAUAAAUAUUUUUUAAAGAAUAUUGGAAAUGUAUUCAAAAGAUUAUGAUUCUGUGAAAACUAAGGAAUGAAGCUACCGAUUUAAAGAACAUUGAUUUCUGUAAAAAUGUAAAGAUAAUACUAGUAAGUACAAUUAUUUUUUAAGGCUAGAAUCUCAUCUUUUGUAUGGAAGAUGCACAAUUCAGUGUUUAAAAAUAAAAAAUAUUUAUCAUGUGGUCUUUGUUCAUUAAUUAGUUACUAUUGUCUAUACUUACAGAGUGUAUGGGAUAAUCAUUAAAAUGUUGAGUAUUAUAAAUACUUAUUUAAACAGACUGAAUAACAGAAUAUACAAGGACAGAAAUGCAAGAGGACAGCAGAUCUAAUAUUUUUAAAGUUUAUUGACAGGUCUUAAUUGUUUUUUCAAAUAAUAUUGCUUUAUUUAAUUUUUAUCUGUUUGCUCUGCCAAAGAUAGAAAAAUCAGAUUAUCCAUUAUCCAUGUUUCAUAACAAACCAUCCCAAAACUUAGUGGUUUAAACAGAAUGUUAAUUAUUUCUCGUGACUUAGUGAGUUGGCUGGCUCAGCUUCCAGUAGGCUAGACUUGGCUUCUUCCCAUGGUGGAGCAAACAUUCUAAGAAGGUAAACCCAAUAUGCAAGAGGUUGUCAAUCCUGCAUAUCCGUAAAGUCGCUAAUGUUCCACUGGACAAAGGUCACGUGACCAAGUCCAGAGUCAGUGUGAGCGGGGAUUGCACCCACAAUACAGAUGGCAGGAACGAUGAUGCAUUGAGGGCCAUUAAUAUAACAGUCUAUGCACAAGGACAAAUUGUAAUUUUUUUCUUGUAGUCCUUUUUAUUUUUCUAACUAAUUAAACAUAAUAAUCCUAUUUAUAUAUUGUAUAUUUUUUGCCAUGAAUUUUAGUUUUUCAUACUUAAUAAUAUUUCUCCAGGUUUCUUUUUGUUUGUAUUUACUGCGAAAUUUUUAUUCCUUUUUAUACCAGUUCAGCAUGUGUGUUUCUAUAAACCUCAAGUUGGAUUUUAUAUUUUAAUAAGGAAGUUAAUACCUUUAAGAGAUAAAAGAUGAAGGUAUAUCUUUCUAUAUAAGAUAGAAAAUAUUUGUUUUUAAUAUACUACAUAUCGUUUGCCUGUAUUAGUAAAUAUUUGGCUGAAUUUUUUAAAAAUGAAGGAAAAUACAGGUUUGAGAUAACAGAGGAGGAAAUGGGGAUUAGAUACAUCCUUAAACCCUAUGUCAGAAUGCAGUUUCCUAGAAAGAAAUAUUAGGGUGCCAGGCACAACAAAAAGAAAGGUCCUGAGAAGUGGAGGUGAUAAUUGGAGUUCUAAUAGUAUUCUAUUACUAAUAGGAAAGAGGCAAGAUACCAGGCAUCAUGAGAUCAUGAACACAGGAAAGAAGAAAAAUGUGUGGUUGAACCAAAAACCAGAAUAGUGAUAAUUCCAGAGCUGUUUAGUGUCAUUGUAAAACUUCAUGAAAUAAGACUAUUUAGAUAGUGAAUUAUUAAAACUAUCAUGUGAAAGUAGAUCUACCCUGUUUCCCCGAAAAUAAGACAGUGUCUUAUUUUAAGGUGUGCUCCCAAAGAUGCGCUAGGUCUUAUUUUCAGGGGACGCCUUACCUUUCCUGUAAGUAGGUCUUAUUUUCGGAGAAUGUCUUAUUUUCGGGGAAACAGGGUAAAUUAUCUCUAACAUUUUCCCCAAAGAUAAUACAUAUUCCCUAAGGCAGGGGUUCUCAAUCUUCCUAAUGCCGCAGCCCUUUAAUACAGUUAUUGUGGGUCACAACCCACAGGUUGAGAACCACUGCUCUAAGGGAACGUAAGACAAAUGUAUAUUGAUCUAGUGCUUACUUAGCCAUAUGACAAUGUAUACUAUGUAUAUGCAAAGUUUAAUAAUCACCAUUCUUUGUGCAUGUGAUUUUUUUUUUACAUGGUUAAUGUUGAAUUGAAAACUGUCCUAAUAAUUAAUCCUAAGUAUUGUUGCAUGUUAACUAUUGUUAAUAGUAAAAGGUCUAGAGCAGUGAUUUCAAUCACAGUGAUUUCAUUUUAAACAUGUGCAUAAAUUAUGACAUUGAGAAUUUUUUUGUUAAUUUGUAAAAUUUUAAUUUUAAUUCUUAAAAUUUUUUGUUAAUUCUUAAAAUUUAUGUGCAUAAAUUAUGACAUUAAGAAUCUUUUGUUAAUUCUUUGUGUUUUCUUGAAGUGCUUCAGGGAUUCCAUAAACAUUUAACUAGCUUAAACAAUGUUCACAACUUUAAAAAAUAAUAAACAUCUAUUUAAAUGAGGUAUGUA
Nycticebus coucang (slow loris) is the source of this 4344-nucleotide messenger RNA. It is a transcript of the gene NUDCD1, whose product is annotated as NudC domain containing 1. The record is from RefSeq and is a predicted model, not a curated record. The transcript is spliced from 10 exons. Bases 210 to 1961 code for a protein of 583 amino acids. NCBI's taxonomy places the organism in Eukaryota, Metazoa, Chordata, Mammalia, Primates, Lorisidae.